Messenger RNA from Ochotona princeps (American pika), 1425 nucleotides. It is a transcript of the gene NEMP1, whose product is annotated as nuclear envelope integral membrane protein 1. The coding region runs from base 54 to 1382 and encodes 442 amino acids. The record is from RefSeq and is a predicted model, not a curated record. Gene Ontology annotation, cellular component: nuclear envelope. NCBI's taxonomy places the organism in Eukaryota, Metazoa, Chordata, Mammalia, Lagomorpha, Ochotonidae. The transcript has 9 exons.
GAGAGGCACGUGAGGAGGCGGUGGCGCUCUAGACCGGUCGCUCGGCGGGAGGAAUGAAAGUGGCGGUCUGGCUGGCAGUUGGUCCCGGUUUCUGGGACUGGGGAGCUAAGGGUGGUGGGGUAGUGGCGCUGCUCAUGGUCCUCUCCUGCUGCUUGGUCUGCGGCUCAGCUGAAAUGGGUGUUGGUAAGAUCAUGCUUCAGGAAUCCCAAGUUUAUAGUUUGACUGCCAGCCAACAGUUCUGUUAUGAAAACGUGCUCAUCCCAAAAUGGCAUGAUGUGUGGACACGGAUACAGAUCCGGAUAAAUAGUUCCAAAUUGAUCCAAGUCACACAGGUUGACAAUGAAGAGAAACUGAAGGAGCUAGAACAGUUUAGUAUCUGGAACUUUUUUUCCUCCUUUUUAAAAGAGAAAUUGAAUGACACCUAUGUGAAUGUGGGUCUGUACAGUACAAAAACCUGCCUCAAAGUUGGGAUUAUUGAGCAGGACACCAUGUACAGUGUCAUCGUGACAAGGAGAUUUGAUCCCAAACUCUUCCUCGUUUUUCUCCUUGGACUCACACUGUUUUUCUGUGGAGACCUCCUUAGCAGAAGUCCGAUUUUCUACUACUCCACUGGAAUGAGUGUAGGAAUUGUGGCCUCUCUCCUGAUCGUCGUUUUCAUGCUAUCCAGGUUUAUGCCCAAGAAAAGUCCCGUUUACGUCAUCCUGGUUGGAGGCUGGUCAUUUUCUUUGUACCUCAUUCAACUAGUUUUUAAAAAUUUGCAAGCAAUCUGGAGCUGUUACUGGCAGUACCUUUUAGGCUACAUGUUGGCAGUGGGCUUCGUGAGUUUUGCUGUGUGUUACAAGCAUGGGCCCUUGGAGAAUGAAAGGAGCAUCAACCUGCUCACCUGGAGCCUGCAGCUGCUGGGUCUGGGCUGCAUGUAUGCUGGCAUCCAGAUCCCACAUGUCGCCCUCGCCCUCAUCGUCGCUGCGCUGUGCACCAAGAACCUGGAGUACCCCGUGCAGUGGCUGUAUAUCACCUACAGAAGGCUGUGUAAGGCAACAGGAAAGCCUGUCCCCCCUCGUCUCCUGACAGAAGAGGAGUAUCGGGCGCAAGCAGAGGUGGAGACUCGAAAGGCUUUAGAGGAGCUUCGAGAGUUUUGUAACAGUCCAGACUGCUCGGCUUGGAAGACUAUUUCUCGAAUCCAGUCUCCAAAAAGAUUCGCUGACUUCGUGGAAGGCUCUUUCCACCUCACACCAAAUGAAGUAUCUGUCCACGAGCAGGAGUACGGCCUAGGGAGCAUCAUCGCCCAGGAUGACGAGGCAUCCUCGGAGGAGGAUGAGGAGAUGGAGGAGAACGCACGGCCGCAGUGGUCUGCUCUCACACAGGGCAGCUCCCUGACCUAGCGGCACGUACCUCCUGUGCGUUCACCAGCCUUGUGCCUCGGUG